AGAGCAAAAGCAAAAUGGUUUUGCACACAAGGAACCUGGUUAUUAAAACCCCGCUUUUCUUAACUCCAAUCCUCUUCCUUUAAGGCAUUUAUAUGUUCUCAAGAUUUUUAUAGAUAUUGAUUAAAAACCUCAAAAUACUGGGAUUUGGUUCAAAUAUCUAAAUUAGUGUAUUUUGAGAGGGCUUAAAACAUUCCCUUGUGGUCCAAACCUUAAUUAAAUACUAUAGGAAAAUGAAUCAAGACACUCCGGGCUUGGAUUUUAGCUUGCAAUAAAGUGUUUGAAAAUGAUUUCUGCAUGCCUCUGUGACUACCCAGCUGGAAAAUUCCUGAGAUGCUUGUGUAAGUAUACACUUCUCUAUUUCUCUCUCUAAAACCAUCACUGUGAUUCAUAUACGUAGAGCCCUUUCCCCUCGAGUCUUCUGUGAGCUUUCGAUUUUGGCUGGACUUCAGCUAGAAGGCAAUAUUUCUACCAGCAGGAGGCAAUGUCUGAAUAUGCUUAUUCGGAAAUGUUCAUUUUUGGUAAAUGACAUUGUUUUCUUAUCUGCGGCUGUACCAAAUGUGAGGAAGAAGCAAAACUAUUAUUUCUGAAGACAAGCUCCUCCCCACUGCACACCAGGACACCAGAUUUCUGCUCAGCAGACAAACAACGCCUCCUCCCUCCCUCCCUUCUGUGAAUUUUAAAUAUGGAUGGGAUUCAGAGCAUUUUUAAAUUCCUCACUAAUCAGAAAAAUGUCAUUGGUUACAGCUUUAUGGCUUUGUUAACAGUGGGAGGUGAACGGCUUUUCUCACUUGUUGCUUUUAGGUGUCCAUGUAGUACUGAAAACUUAACCUAUGGAUUGGUCUUCCUUCUUGCCCCAGCCUGGGUGUUACUGAUCAUUGGGUACUUUUUGAAUAGCAGGAUGUGGAGACUCUUUACAGGCUGCUGUGUCAACCCCAGAAAAAUCUUCCCCAAGGGGAACAGCUGUCAUUUCUUUUAUGUCUUUGGUCAGAUCACUUUAAAUGCCCUGGUGGCCCCAAUGAUGUGGCUUUCUGUGGCUUUGCUCAAUGGCACAUUUUAUGAAUGUGCCAUGAGUGGUACUAAGAAUCCAAAUUUCCUGGACAUGAUUUGCAAGGACAAGUCCACUGAAUGCCGACAAGAGCUGCACAAAGUAGCUUGUGGCAAAACAACCAUGCCUUCUGCAGAUACCCAUGAACUGAAGCUAACUCUACAAGCACAAUCUCAGAUCCUAGGAUGGUGUGUGGUUUCCAUGACAGCCUUCUUCUCUCUGCUCACCACCUGCUACGUCAGAUGUCGAUCUAAGAUCAGCCACCUUCAGAUGAAGUUCUGGAAGACCUACGCAGAUCUGGAGAAGGAGCAAUUCGAUAAAACUUUCCAGGAAUAUGCAGCCAGGCUGAGUGAGAGGAACCUAAAAUGUUUUUUUGAGAACAAAAGGCCAGAUCCUUUUCCCAUGCCAACCUUUGAGGCCUGGGAAGCUGCCUCAGAGCUGUACUCCUUCAAUAGAACCCAACAACAUUAUAGCACCCUCCACCGUGUGGUUGAAGGUGGUCAGGAAACCAUUAGCCAAGACACAGAGACAGCUUUGGACUUUAUGGACAACCGGGCUGCUAUUGUCUAGCAUUUAGAAAAGCUUCAUUUCUACCUGCUUUGUAUUUUACAAAUGCUCUUUGUCUCACAUUUGGGGAAAUCUCCACAUUAUAUUAACCAAAAUGCUUUUCAGAGGCAGAAUGGUAUAAUGGUUAGAGUGGAGUUGAGAUUAGCAGGGCUUGGAGUUAGAAAGAUCUGAGUUUAACUCCUGCCCUCAAUUCAUGCCAAACUGGCCUAAAUGUUCAGCAUGCAUUUCAUCUCAUCUCCCACCACUGUACUGGCUGUCCCUCAUGCUUGGAAUGUGCUCCUGCCUCACCUUUUAGAAUCUCUGUAUCUUUCAGAGCUCAGCUCAAGUGCUGCUUUCUACAGUGGAGCUUACUGCUAAAGCCUCCCACUGUCCCAAAAUUACCUUGUUCCUAUUUUGAAUAUAUUUUGUAUUUGUUUAUAUGUGUAGUUUUCUCCCUGCUAGAAUGCAAACACCAUGAAAGCAGGGAAUAUUUUAUUCUCAUAUUUAUGUUCCUAGACCCUAGCAGAGCGCCUGGCACAUAAAUAAUUGGCAUGAAGUAAAUAGGUGCUAAUUGAUCAACUUGGCAUUUGCUAUAGUAAUUUUCUGCUCAUGGACAAAUAUUUUAAUCUCUUUGAACCUCAGAUUCCUGAUCUGUAAAAUAAAGAUAAUAAAUUUGUAUUGCAUACCUCA
Messenger RNA from Monodelphis domestica (gray short-tailed opossum), 2281 nucleotides. RefSeq names its product calcium homeostasis modulator family member 5 (gene CALHM5). Gene Ontology annotation, molecular function: monoatomic cation channel activity. Gene Ontology annotation, cellular component: plasma membrane. The record is from RefSeq and is a predicted model, not a curated record. Lineage: Eukaryota; Metazoa; Chordata; Mammalia; Didelphimorphia; Didelphidae.